GUCCAAUUUGUUUAUUUAUUUUCCUUUUUUCUCCGAUCAAUUCAAAACCCUACUUCAACCCUUGCUGCGACAGAGAGCUUUCUGGAGAAAACGCCGAAAUCGGAAAUGGCGUCUAUUGUUCUUCGAUCUCGCCUGUUGCCAAGAUUAACAAAGCUCAGAUCUCGUAAUCUGAGAUGUUUCUCUGCGGAAGCAUCUUCUUCCAAUUCUUCAUCUAGGUAUCCGGGAGUCACCUCUACCCAGUCGAUGUUUUCUGAUUUUCCACCGCCAAAUCAGCCGCCACCUCCUCCUCCUCCUCCGGUGGAAGCUUCGGCCGCGGCAGCGACGGGGAAGGAGCGAAAAGGUCUUAAGUAUCUUGGUUACACACUCCUCUGGGCACUCACUGGUGCUACCGCUGCUACUGGUUACGCAAGUUAUGCUUACACAAUAGAUGAAGUGAAUGAAAAGACUAAGGCGUUCCGAGAAUCAGCUAAGAAGACACCAGUUAUUAAGUCUUCUGGCAUUGAUGUGAUUGAUAAAUAUCAAACUAAGUUGUAUUCUGCUGCGUUGACAGGUUCUGCUAAAGCCAUUGAUAAGUAUUUGGAGCUUAGGGAAAUUGUGGAGGAACAAGUGAAAGGCUUCACGGAACCUCUCUCGGAAAAGCUACUUCCGGAUCUGCACCCCUCAGAACAGCAUGUCUUCACUCUAGUUCUUGAUUUGAAUGAGACCCUGCUUUACACUGACUGGAAGCGAGAAAGAGGGUGGAGGACAUUCAAAAGACCAGGUGUCGAUGCGUUCUUGGAGCAUCUUGGGAAAUUCUAUGAGAUUGUCGUGUAUUCUGACCAGAUGGAUAUGUACGUACUUCCGGUCUGCGAGAAAUUAGACCCAAAUAACUACAUACGUUAUAGGCUAGGAAGAGGCGCUACUAAAUAUGAAAAUGGAAAGCACUAUAGGGAUCUGUCAAAGCUGAACAGAGAUCCAAGGAAGAUUCUGUUUGUUAGCGCAAAUGCCUUUGAAUCAACCCUUCAACCAGAAAAUAGCGUGCCAAUCAAGCCUUACAAACUAGAAGCUGAUGACACGGCCCUAGUUGACCUGAUACCCUUCCUGGAAUAUGUUGCACGUAACAGUCCAACGGACAUCAGACCGGUUCUGGCCUCUUUCGAGAGAAAAGAUGUUGCUAAAGAGUUCAUUGACAGGUCCAUAGAGUAUCAAAAGCGAAAGCAACAACAACAGGGACAAGGCCGAUUCUGGAGGCGUUAAAGGAUCUAAUAUUUAUGUAUAGCGAGAGACAAUUAUAUCACCAUUGAUGCUGCACACCAUAAAAUAGGAACAUGAUCUACCGUUCUUCGCUAUGGAUUUUUAGGUAUAAUUCGAAUUAAAAUGGUGUCUUUCUCAUCAAAGAGUUGUUAUGUUUACCCAAUUUUCCUGUUCUCUUCUCUCUGCUAUACAUAGAAAAUUUUUCUAUGAGAACUAAAAAGAAAAAUAUCAUAUGGAAGGUUCAUUUUUCGCUGUCUAACAAAUACAUUUUUUUCUGAUUUAUUUUU
Arabidopsis lyrata subsp. lyrata is the source of this 1520-nucleotide messenger RNA. RefSeq names its product mitochondrial import inner membrane translocase subunit TIM50. Gene Ontology annotation, molecular function: phosphoprotein phosphatase activity. NCBI's taxonomy places the organism in Eukaryota, Viridiplantae, Streptophyta, Magnoliopsida, Brassicales, Brassicaceae. The transcript has 10 exons. Bases 106 to 1236 code for a protein of 376 amino acids. The record is from RefSeq and is a predicted model, not a curated record.